Molecule: messenger RNA, 858 nt
Organism: Oryza brachyantha (malo sina)
Lineage: Eukaryota; Viridiplantae; Streptophyta; Magnoliopsida; Poales; Poaceae
Exons: 1
Coding region: 1-585 (194 amino acids)
Source: RefSeq, a predicted model, not a curated record
AUGGCCGGCCGGCGAGCCCACGACGCCGUCGUCGCCGCCGCCCUCCUCCUCGCCGCCGCCGCCGCCAUCACGGCGGCGGAGGGCGCGGUGUCGAGCUGGGAGGCGAGCUCCGACCAGGACUACCACAUCUUCGUGGAGAACCGGAUGGCGGACAACAUGCACCUGAGCUGCUACGCCGUGCACGGCGGCGGCCGGAGCGAGUUCUACCACAGCUUCCGCGCCGACACCGGCAGGGAGGUGCAGCUGCCGUUCCUGCAGCCGGUGGCGCGGGCGAGGCUGGUCUGCAAGUGGGCGUGCGCCGGCAACUACCUCCGCGGGGUCACCCUCUUCAGCUCCUACUGGCGGGAGGCCACCUCGGGCGCCUGCCGCCGCCGCGGCGGCGGGUGCGUCGUCGUGUUCGACGGGCAUGAGAUGUUCGUCGCCGGGCGCUCCUCCGGCGGCGGCCGGAGGCUCCUUGGCGACCUGCCGGAGCACCAGUGCGAGAAGAUGCUGCUCGUCUUCAACCGCCGCUGCUGGUACAAGGACCACCGCCACCCGUACGUCGGCCGCGUCAUGAGCGGCCUCGCCGAGUACCUGAUGGCGUAGCGCGCGCGUACAGUACAUGCACGUCGUAGCUACUUCGUCUAUACGGAUACACGUACGUAUAUAUUUGUUUGUGUACGUAGAGUGCGAGACAUCGUGCAAUUUGCAUGCAUGAUGGUACGGACGGACGGUUUCGAUUAUGUAUGUAUAUAUGUUGAUUAAUUAAUUCCUGUUAAUUUAAUUUUAGAAAAGCCGUUAGAAGGUGAACACAAUGUACAUGUAUCGUAUGUGUGUUGCGAAUUGUGAGAAAUUAAUUAAUUAAUUGUAAAUUAUGGA